Molecule: messenger RNA, 1560 nt
Organism: Halichondria panicea
Lineage: Eukaryota; Metazoa; Porifera; Demospongiae; Suberitida; Halichondriidae
Exons: 5
Coding region: 436-1443 (335 amino acids)
Source: RefSeq, a predicted model, not a curated record
UAGCCUGCUUGUAUCAAUACCCUUGCCAAGUGUAAAAAUAGCUCACUCAAGACCAUUCUCUUACAAUGAAGCUUCUUAUAGCUGUGGCUCUGUUGGUUGUUGGACUCUCCCCUUGCCCAGGCUUCAGUCAGACCAGUGAGGCACCAACUGAUGUAGGAUCUGUAUCAGUUAACAGAGUGGAGUUCUCCUAUACCUACAGUGGUGUCGACAUCAACAUCUAUACUUUAACAACUUGAUAGAGAAUCCAUUUUCCGGCGAUUACUACUCCUACUUUUACUACAACCCCGCCUUGUCGUCGGAUGUGUCUGAUGAUGUACCUUGCAUUUUGAACCAAUUUGUUUUCAGAAAUACACUCACAAAUGAAAUCUUCCAGGCAGAAUACCUGGGUACUUGCAAUUCCUACGAUAUCAACCAUAUUCGGAUUAAGAGAUUAAGAUGAAUCCUAGAGAUUUUCUCAGGCUAGUUGGGAACGAUUUUAUUGAUACCAACUCUACUACGCCCUUGGGCUUGGAAAUGUACACUGCAGAUAUACUUGGAGCUCCGUUUAACCUUCGAAUAGAACCAGAUAACGCCAUUGAGUUUGACUUGAAAUUGGACUUGAGGUUCAAUGUUAGGAUUAGAGAACUUGACUAUUGGACUGAUGAGGGGAUUCUUCUGAUUCAUUUCAAUACUUUAAUUGACAUUGCGACUGUCAAUGCCAGCAAGCUUUCACUCACACUCUCUCCCUAUUACAGUGAGGAUGUAAGCAAUACUGUUAGCAUUACUGGUGGUGAAAUACUGAACCAGUCGCCAGGCUUAACAUCAUCUGUGGCUAUCAAACUGACUUCUAGUGAUCAAGAUCUUGUUGUCAGCAGAGGAAUAUGGGCUAAUGGCAGUUCAAUUUACAACAGUUUUGUUGUCUUAGAAUCAGGAUUUGCUGUUGCGUAUUUUGGAGCAGAGGUUUCUCUCACCACUCCCUAUUUAGUCACUAAUAUCCGGAGAGCCCCCACAGAUUCUGACCCCUUGUCUGUGUCUAUUCAGCUGGAGUACGUCGAUGGAUUGACUUUGGACCUGGCACUCAGUCUAGGUCAGUCGUUCAGAGUUCGAUUAGAUUUCGGAGAGAGGAUUGUCAGUGUGACGUGUGCAAGUAGGGACACUAACGAACAUGUGAACCCCAUGCUGGAGAUUGACAAUGGUGCAGUGUCUAUUCCACCUAACUACAUCCAGAAUGAUCGGCCCAGCUCCACCACUUUGAAUGCAUCCCGGGGGCUAGCUGAGUCUGGUUUGCAAGGCUACUACACAUGCAGGACAGAGGGAGACACUUUCCUCAGUCCUCACCUUCUACAUUCCAAUGGCUAUCACAUCUAUUUCUACAAAGGAUUGUCUGCUACAGUUGAUGUAGUAGUCGCAAUUGGGGAUUCAAUGAAGAGGUUCCUACAGAUGAUAGCUACCCACCCAAUGUGACUGUUACUCUACCAUCUGGUAAUACCCCAGCAACUCUGACCAUCCCAGCCACAGCACAGUACAACAACACUGUGGUGCAGUGUGAGGCAGUGGUUAGAGACGGAGGAGGGUUCAUAC